AUGGAAAGCACCAACCGUGCCCGGCAGUCUCCGCCAGAUCUGUCUAUCAGUGGGCCAGGCACAGCGCAGGGUCCUGACGUCGCAGACGCCGCCCAACUGGACCCUGUGGAGGCGGGAUCGAACAAUGCAACAUCACAAAGAGUUCCCAAAAAGCGUACCAAAACAGGAUGUUUAACUUGCCGCAAACGUCGCAUCAAGUGCGGCGAAGAAAAGCCGACAUGCAAUAAUUGCGUAAAAUCAAAACGCGACUGUCAAGGCUACGGGCCCCGCCUGAUCUUCAAGAACCCAUUGGGCAUCUCAGGUCCCGGGUUUGGCCAGCAGCCGGCCUUCAGCGUGCAGACACAGUCAGCACCAGUCCCAAGUGAGCACUCGGUGUCUCAGCAAAGAAAGGACAGACCAGAUCAGCCUGCUAUAGCUCCAAAGCUGUCUUUGCCACCCGAUGCAGAGACCCGGAAUCCAACCGCUACCUUCUCACUGAACGAGGCUCCUGGGAUUAGCAGGACUCCUCCUCAGCCAGCAGUCUCAGGCCAGGUCCACCUUCCUUCGAGUUCGGAGAACUCGUCCGAAAGCUAUACACCACCGGACACCCUCGCGUUCCUUGAUCACCAAAGACGGCAGCUGUCGACUGAUCUGGGGGCGGGCUACUCAUGGUCGGAUGCUGUCUCAUAUUCUCAAGGAGGCCCUUGGCUGCCGAAUACCGCACCGUCUGGUGUAAAUUUACUGCAAGACCAAGUUAGAACAGCUUCGUCUGCACAUGUGCCUCUCUCGCAGUCAUCAACAUCGCCGUAUGGAGAUUUUAUGGAAGAUGACGGUGAGGAUGAAUACUACAGUGGUGAAUCAGAGGAGGAACGGGAAGACCAGAUCUCCGUGCAGAACUACAACCAGCUUAGCCUUAUUAUGGCAUCUGCCAAUCGCGACGAGCGGCAGCUGCGUUCUUUCACUACAUAUUUGAAUGAGCCAAAUGUACUCGGCUCGUACAUCCCCACAUACGGCUCAUCACCCUUGAACAAUCCGAAGACGGCCCGAAUCUUCUUGCAUUUCAUCCAUUCCACCGGACCAUCGCUAUCUGUCUUCGAGCGUCAUCCGAUCGACCCAUCCACCAUGCUUGGCGCCCCCGUACCAACCGCCCAGCAGGGCCUAUGGACAUAUACCCUCCCUCUUAAGGCUCUCGAGAGUCAAGUUUUGCUGCAAGCUAUCCUCGCCUUGAGCAGCUUACAUAUCUCCUUCCUCCAACAAGCACCCCCAACGGUUUCGUUGAAGCAUUAUCACUACGCUCUGAGAAGAGUCGGUGUGGCUGUCGGGCUUCCCACGCGCCGCAAGCAGAUCACCACCCUGGCUGCUACCCUGCUUCUAGGAUAUUACGAGGUGAUGGGUGCUGAUCACUCGAAAUGGAACAGCCACGUGGCAGGGUCGGCGCAACUGGUGCGUGAGAUUGAUUUUGCUGGCAUGACUCGUGGGCUCCGCGCCCAGCGACGGAGAGUAUGGGCUCAGCGACAGCAAAUGCAGCCGCCGGUCAUGGCACUCACAGACAGCUACCUUUUUGGAGAUCCCACGUCGGACGACGACCCUUUCGCAGAGAAGGAAAGUAGCAUCAACGAGCAGUUCAUCGGGACUCUACUUGGAAGAGCCGCAAACUACGACGAAUUCGGGCAGAUUAACGAUGAGAAUGGGAACCCUCGUCAGUACAAGCACUUCACACGGAAAGAUAUCGAGAACUAUCGGAUCCAGUGUGACCUGUACUGGUGGUACUGCAAGCAAGAUGUCAUGCAAAGUAUCAUCAGCGGUUGCCCUUUGUUCAUGCCAUACUCCCAAUGGGGUCAAUGCCCUCCCCGCGCGGGUAUGGGCCGGCUGGACGCUAUCUACGGGUCUGCAGACCACCUGUGGCUACUUCUAGGUCGCUUGGCAGAAUUCGGCUAUCGUGACAGGAAACGAAAACUGAGAACGGCUAAGACUACAGGCAUGGAGUGGCGCCCGGAUGCCAAUCUGGGCAAAUUUAUGGCCCGGUUCUCCAGAGGACCACCCGGACCACCAGGCCGAGGACCACCUCCUGCUGGUGGCCCGGGGGGUCCUGCACGACCAUCUCCACGCGGUGCAGCAGAUAUGCGCCGUGGUGGUCCACCCACCGGCCCCGGCCCAAACGCCCCGCCCAUGUACGGCAUGGCACCGUCCAGCGGCCCACGCCGCGCCCCCGCCGUGUUCCUCAACACCCGGGAAUCCCAGCACCACCACCAUCAGCCUCUCGAAGAGGAAGAAGAGGAUACCUCGUACCAUGACGCCGAGAAGGAAUGGGAGAGUAUGGUGGCGGCGUUCGACGCAUUCCUCCCGGCCCUAGGAUCAUACUUUAUGCCUUUACCCGCGGACUCGGUGCCGCCGAUCUCGACCCCGUUCGGCUCCGCCCUGCAGUACCGGACGCACACGAUCGCCACGACCUGGUGCUUCUACUACACGGGGCGGAUCCUCUUGCACCGGCUACACCCCUGCAUGCCGCCGGCGAUGAUGGUCGCCGCGGGCGUGGCCGCCGCCACCACGGCGGAAUACGCGCAGAUCAUCGGCCGCAUCGCCGCGGGCGUCUACUACCCGCAGUCCUUCCACCUCGAGGCCGGCAGCCUGAGCCCGACGCUGGGCUCGUGCUUGAUCGAGAUCACGGUGCCGCUGUUCUUUGCGGGAGUCCAGUACACAGACCCCGCGCAGCGCGAGUGGCUGGUCACCGAGCUGCUGGACCUCAACCGGCUGAGCGGCUGGCGCACCUCGGACGCGAUCGCGCGCGGCUGCGAGAAUGCGUGGGUCGUCGCCGCCGCGCAGGGCCGCGGGCCGCCGUACACCCGUCGCGAUAGGACUCUCAACAAGCCGGUGUCCAUGUGGACCCCGCCCCCGGAGGAGGAAAGCGGCGGCGGUGGCGGCGGUGGCCCGUACAACAGCUCCGAACGCCGGUUCGUCACGGUCAGCAAGCGGCCGAACGCGAAUUGGGCGAUGGGCAUCCUGAGUCUCGAGGAUGAUAUCCUGAACUUGGAUAUCAAUGAUCGGACGUGA
Molecule: messenger RNA, 3030 nt
Organism: Aspergillus aculeatinus CBS 121060
Lineage: Eukaryota; Fungi; Ascomycota; Eurotiomycetes; Eurotiales; Aspergillaceae
Product: putative C6 finger domain protein
Exons: 3
Coding region: 1-3030 (1009 amino acids)
Biological process (GO): positive regulation of transcription by RNA polymerase II
Cellular component (GO): nucleus
Molecular function (GO): transcription cis-regulatory region binding; DNA-binding transcription factor activity, RNA polymerase II-specific; zinc ion binding
Source: RefSeq, a predicted model, not a curated record